AUGAACGCUAGCCAAAGAUCCCCCAAGACCCCGAAACCAACAGCCUCCGUGCCAAUUGUCCAAAAUAAACGCUGGCCCCCCAUGGCGAAUCGAAAUGCCCUCCCUUACAAGCUCACGCACAUCUCGAAAGAGAAACUUGCCCGUGAAGCCACCGCACCAGACCCCGACCUCCGCCGCUGCGUGGCUCACUUCCGCCUGCACUGUGGUUCUGUCUCUUGGACCGAGAAUGACAUGAAGUCUCGCAUCAGUUCAUUCGACUUCGAAGACACCGACGAGGAAGACGACGUGGAUGAAAUCAACAAAGAACUGCCUGUCCUAAAGAACAGAGCCCCGGCCAAUGAGACUCCAGAAGCAGUCGCCGAACAAAUAUCAUACAAAUCAAAAGCAGAGCCUGUCGCUGUUGCGGCACCCCCGGCAUCACCCCCGGCAUCACCCCCGACAUCACCCUCUGAAAAUUCCGAGCAUGGUUUUUUGGAAAAGGGUCGCAAUUGUCUUGAGGCGACCUCCAAACACCUAUGGACAGGGGGAACUUGCAUCGUCUCCCCAAUGGCGGGUUGA
This is a messenger RNA of Penicillium robsamsonii, 558 nucleotides long. RefSeq lists its product as uncharacterized. The transcript has a single exon. Lineage: Eukaryota; Fungi; Ascomycota; Eurotiomycetes; Eurotiales; Aspergillaceae. The record is from RefSeq and is a predicted model, not a curated record. The coding region runs from base 1 to 558 and encodes 185 amino acids.